GCAAGGGCGGGAGGCGUUGACUGCGCGUAAACAGGCGGCAUUCGUUGUGACAGCCGUUCAAAGGCCGCUUCCUGCAGUGCUCGAAGGAUGGCUAGCGUCCAGCGUUCUCUUGCCGUGCUCCGGCUUCUGUUGUUGUCGCUGUUCGCUUGCAGGCACGGUACCCUCGCGGAUGUAAACCAGUUCUUUAAUGUCUCAUCACUGUGCGCCCGAGAUCGACAUGCUUCGCUUUACAAGACUGUUGACGGCGCCGUGCUCACGUCUGAAAACGACAAUAACCUGGAUUGCAACAUCACCUUCCAGACACACUCCAUCUUGCAGCGUUUCAUGCUUCGCUUUGAAAGGCUGUCCUUGGGCUGCCGCGAUCACCUGGUCAUUUUUGAUGGUGCCCACGCUAUAGGACCUAGCAAGGCAGAUCUGUCUUGUGGAAGCUCCCCCUCGGAUGUGGGGAACACCUCCAUACAAGGAAACUACGUGACCCUCAGGUAUACCACAGACGCUGAGAGUCCACAAGGAAGCGGCUUCAAUCUAAUCAUCACUGCGUACAAGAAUCGCUUAACAGAUCGUAUGCCCAACCUGAGGUGCCUGGACUUUCAGUGUAGCAACACCCUGUGCAUCUCGAGCAACUUGACAUGUGAUGGUGUCAACCACUGUGGAGACAACAGCGACGAGACAAGCCAUGCUUCUUGCGCAGACUAGCUAGCUUGCGGUUUUGAGGCAGAAUGCCUGACGCUUAUGUUUUGCGAGUGUAUCUGUUCAGCUGUCUAUUUCCUAUUUGCAUUUCUAUCUCACCCGUCCCCCAGCGUAGGGUAGCGAAUCUGAUUUUCUUUUUUCUGGUGGACCUCCCGUUAUUUUUUCUCUUUCCCUCGUCUCUCACUCUCUCCAACUGUGCCCAACAAUUUAAAAUUCUGUCAGUUCAACUGCAGGCUGGCGCUAAAAGUGAACGAGUCGCGUAAAUAUUUUCGAUACGUGCACUUAAAAAUGAGCGUCCUUUAGCAAUACAGUGUAAAAGGAUGGUUAAAGUGAGACCAGGACCCGUAUUUGCAAAAGUUGUCUCACGUAAGUGCCGUCCGCGAUUGGCCUCGCGUCCUUGUGACUGUCUUACCGUUAUGCUGACCGCUAUUAUACGCUGCGAUACCAGUGGCUGGUGCCCGAACGCUGACCAACGAUGAAAAAAUGCUCGUGCGUAAGAGAAGCUUUGUGAAUGCGGGUUCGGAUGGACAUUUCUCAUGUUAGGCUGCUGUAUGAUUAUUCAGGACAUGAAUACUGGUGAAUAUGAUUUCAAAUAAAAAUGUCGUUAGAGCAAACCCAAAUAUCGAGUUCUAUUAAUAGAAGUUUUGCGACCAAGGUUUCUGCUCUUCUUUUUUUAACCAAGCACAUACGUGUAUUUUGACCCCUCCCCCAUAUUUUUUUAAUUCCUUCAGGAGUCAUUACGAAUGCAGUUACUAGGCGCACUGAAGGUCAAGUGAAAGUACGUCAAAGGUACAGCAUAUGCAGCUUCAAAGAAACGGUGUGUACAUAUCGAAUGUUGUGGGUGACUAAAAGGUGCAGUAAGAACAGGAAUCGGUGAUUUAUUGUUUAGUUAACCUUUCGUGGCACAUGUAAGUACAGCAUUAUAUAUUGUGCGCUUCCCUUCUCAGCAUUGACUAAGCGCUUGAUGUAAUUUUAGUCUAGAAACUGCACUUCGUUUACUGAUGAUUUAGGCCUACGAAGUAUUAAAGGAAAAAACAAACAUUAAAAUGCAGGAUUUAUUCAGAAACGGGCAUUUCAAAUGUAUUCAAUGAUGAACGUAACCAAUCCAUCACACCAGCGUUUGCGGUGAUAAAAUAUAUUCAAACAUGACUUUUCCCGCUCAUUUGUACUACUCGCACAAAUAUAACGCGAUAAUUGUUAUUUAUUUAUUUAUUUAUUUAUUUAUUUAUUUAUUUAUUUAUUUAUUUAUUCUUUUGGUUAAAAUAAGCCACCUCCCUCCACACAUACACACAGACACGCGCGCACACACUUUUGGGAACUAACUUCCGAUCACUUUUUCUAUGAAAUCCAAAAUCAAAAGGAGGGUCUGACAGAUGGAGUAGCACCCGUGGUAUAAAGGUUACAAACAGGGAUAAGGUGCAUCAGAAAGGCUGGCCAACGUUUCGAUAGGAGGACCUAUCUUUCUCAAAGGUGGCCUCGUCAUCCUCGGCAUGUUAGUUUUAACGGGAUAGUGGAGUGACGUCAUGUGCGGUCGUUGUCCGUGGUGGCUGGCUGUAGAGGGAGAGAUUGAAAAGCAAAUGAGCGCUGAGGUUUGACGGCUCUGGGCAUAGUUUCCAAGAUGAGGGGACAGGAUCGGGAGAGUGAAGGCGGCCGAAAAAGAAGAAAGAAAAACGUAGAGAAAGAGAAGGACAGAGGACGGUGGCGUGUUGGGGGAGCGUGAGGUUAGGGAGCUUUCAGAGGUGUCGUAGGCGGCAUGCGUUUGUGUUUAGAAGAACGUAUCAUCAUCAUCAUCAUCAUCAUCAGCCUAUUUUAUGUCCACUGCAGGACGAAGGCGUCUCGCUACCAUCUCCAAUCACCCCUGUCCUGCGCCAACCGAUUCCAACUAGCACCCGCAAAUUUCCUAAUUUCGUCGCACCACCUAGUCUUCUGCCGUCCUCUACUGCGCUUCCCUUCUCUUGGUACCCAUUCUGUCACCCUAAUGGUACAACGGUUAUCUAGUCGGCGCAUUACAUGACCUGCCCAGCGCCGUCCUUUUCUGUUAAUGUCUAUUAGAAUAUCGUCUAUACCCGUUUGUUCUCUGAUCCAAACCGCUCUCUUUCUGUCUCUUAAAGUUAUGCCUAGCAUUCUUCGUUCCAACGCUCUGUGCGCGAUCCUUAACUUGUUCUCAAGCCUCUUUUUCAGUCUCCAAGUCUCUGCUGCAUAUGUCAGCACCGGUAAAAUGCACUGAUUGCAGGCACGUACGCGGAAUUUUUUUUUUUUUCGGGGGGGGGCAACCCAAGGCAACUUUUUUGUGCAAAUGAGGGGGAGGGUACUUUUACUAGUACAGAUGUGAAUAACGCCCACCAUUUUCCAUAAAGACGCGUAAGGCCGCAAAAGAGAAAUAAAAUAACGUGUAUCUUACAGGUGCGCCUUUGAGAUACACCUCUUCUUUACUUGGCAAACAAAGAACCACAUCAAAUGGACUCGUGCAUGAAAGAUGCGCAGGAAGAACCUUGCCAAGAACAAGUUAACAAGCGAAAGUGCAAAAUAAAGAUUUCUAGUAGCGUUGUUUUGAAUUAGCUCUGGAAGAAUUAUAGAGAAAUCUAUAUGUGCGUAGCAAUCUCAGUUCUUUUGUAUCCCUCGUUUAUUGCUCUACCAAGUAGCAAAACCGACUCGUGUUGUUAUUUGGGAAGUUGAGUAACGAUGCGUGCUCACCAGUCCCGUAC
Messenger RNA from Dermacentor albipictus, 3395 nucleotides. RefSeq names its product low-density lipoprotein receptor-related protein 10-like. The record is from RefSeq and is a predicted model, not a curated record. NCBI's taxonomy places the organism in Eukaryota, Metazoa, Arthropoda, Arachnida, Ixodida, Ixodidae. Gene Ontology annotation, molecular function: protein binding.